AAUAAUAAAGGUGGUACCUUUUGCUUUGGAGCUGUUCAACCAAAUUCUCCUUCUCUCUUUUCUUUUCUUUUUCUAAAUAUAUACUGCUGUAUUCGUUGAUAAUCAUGUAUAUAUAGACAUAGAGACAGGAGAUAUAGAUAUAGACAAGUUUAUAGAUAGAGAGAGGAUAACAGAAUGAGUGUUUCUCUCACUGUAAUGACCUUCAAUCUUCUUGAAGAUCAGCCGGAGGACAGUCCAAACUCGUGGCAGAGGAGGAGAGAUUUGUGUCUCAGCGUUAUCACCAGUUACUCCCCAAACAUCCUCUGUACCCAACAAGGUGUGAGUUCACAGUUGGAGUAUCUUCAGCAGGGCUUGCCAGGUUAUGAUCACUUUGGUAUUUCGAGAAAAGGAGCUGAAGACACUUCAGACCAAUAUUGCACCAUCUUUUAUGACAAGGAGAAGGUAGAGCUGCUAGAAGGUGGGACCUUUUGGUUGUCAGAGUCACCUUCAGUCCCUGGAAGCACAUCUUGGGGCUCUGAAGUUCCUUGUAUUGCAACGUGGGCGACAUUUCAACUAAAAGGAGUUGAGCCACCAGGUUUUUCAUUUGAGAUAGUAAAUACAAUCAUGGACGAGUUCAGUCCUCGAGCCCGUAGGAGAAGUGCUUUACUCACAUGGCAGCAUAUUGCGUCUUUGCCUCCUACCUUACCAGUUGUAUAUUGUGGAGGAUUUAACACACAAAAGGAAUCAACUACAGGACGUUUUCUUCUUGGGAGAUCUAGGGAGCAUGGAGUGGUAGGUGAUAUGAGGGAUGUAUGGCCCAACUCUCGGGUGAGGAAGAAUGUCUCUCUCAUUCGCACUUAUCAUGGCUUCAAAGGUGACAAGCAGGGAGCACUUGAAUUCCUGAAGUUGAUUUUCCGAGCUCUUUGCCUCUGCUGGGAUCGCCAAACUCAGGAUCUACACGUGGACUGGAUUCUAUUCAGAGGCCGAUCUAUGGUUCCCGCUUCAUGUGAAGUGGUGAGCGACAAUAUGGACGGGUACUAUCCAUCCUCUCACUAUCCGAUAUUUGCUGAGUUUAUGCUUCCCCGGACAGUGAGAUUGCUUGAACCAUCUUCUCAGGAUGCAAACUGAGAUAUCUAUAUUUUGACUCCCCGCCUUUUUUCGUACCUUUUCUGGUCCUUGCAUAUUAAUUUUGGGCUUGUGGGUUAUUUCUUGAUUUCUUUGUUGUUCGCCUGUGUUUAGUCAAGCAAGUGAGCUAUCAAAGAUAGAAUGUUUCGAAUUCUUGUGAAAAUAUUCUUGGGUUUUUCUAUGUUCAAAGUCAGCAUUGGCGCCAUGGAACCUCUCAAUAAAUUGUCAUCCUCUUUUAUACAACUCCAUAUUUUCCA
This is a messenger RNA of Rhododendron vialii, 1361 nucleotides long. RefSeq lists its product as uncharacterized. NCBI's taxonomy places the organism in Eukaryota, Viridiplantae, Streptophyta, Magnoliopsida, Ericales, Ericaceae. The transcript is spliced from 7 exons. The record is from RefSeq and is a predicted model, not a curated record. The coding region runs from base 175 to 1107 and encodes 310 amino acids. Gene Ontology annotation, molecular function: 3'-5'-RNA exonuclease activity.